UUUAUUUCAUCAUUUCGUACAUGUUUUGUACGCGCGCGCGACCGGCCCUACGUUCUGUGAACUUGGGAAAAGAUGGCUGCCUCCGUGUGUAGAGCCGGGAGCGCUUUGGGUCGAGCUCUUGUCAAAGGACCCAGGCCUGUCCUGUUGUCUUUGAGACGGGGACAGGGCAGCCUGUCCUAUGUGCAGAGUCUUCGGGGGGUCCCCGAGACUCAGCUCACUACCCUGGAAAACGGUCUGCGCGUCGCCUCAGAGGAGUCUGGACACGCAACCUGCACCGUUGGGCUGUGGAUUGAAUGUGGCAGUCGCUAUGAGACUGAGAAGAAUAAUGGAGCUGGCUUCUUCCUGGAGCAUAUGGCUUUUAAGGGGACGAAAAAGCUCUCUCAGUCUGCCCUGGAGCUGGAGGUGGAGUCCAUGGGGGCCCACUUGAGCGCCUACACCUCCCGUGAGCACACUGCGUACUACAUGAAGGCCCUGUCCAAGGACCUGCCAAGAGCGGUGGAGCUGCUGUCAGAGGUGGUGCAGAGCAGUGCGUUGAGUGAGUCAGAUCUGGAGCGGCAGCGCGGGGUGGUGCUGAGAGAGCUGGAGGAGGUGGAGGGCAGCCUGCAGGACGUCUGCCUGGAUCUGCUGCAUGCCACCGCCUUCCAGGGCACCUCGCUGGGACACAGUGUGCUGGGGCCUUCGCAAAACGCCAGGACACUAACUCGUGAGGACCUGGUGGAGUUCAUCAACAGCCACUAUAAGGCCCCUCGCAUGGUGCUGGCAGCUGCUGGAGGCGUAAAUCACAGUGAGCUGGUAGAUCUGGCCAAGCAGCACUUCAGUGGGGUGUCGUUUGAGUACGAGGGGGAUGCUGUGCCCGUGCUUUCCCCCUGUCGCUUCACAGGGAGCGAGAUUCGCAUGCGUGAUGACGCCAUGCCCCUAGCUCAUGUUGCCAUUGCAGUGGAGGGUGCUAGAGCGACAAGUCCUGACAUUGUUACCCUGAUGGUGGCCAAUGCGAUGAUUGGCAGUUAUGAUAUAACUUUUGGUGGGGGAAAGAAUCUGAGCAGCCGCCUGGCUCGCCUUGCGGUGGAAAACAAGGUCUGCCACAGCUACCAGGCCUUCCACUCCUCCUACUCGGACACCGGGCUGCUGGGAAUCUACUUUGUCACCGACCAGCACAACAUCGAUGACAUGAUGUUCUAUGCGCAGAACCAAUGGAUGAACCUGUGCACCUCGGUGACGGAGAGCGAUGUGGCCAGAGCCAAGAACGCGCUGAAGGCCACGCUGGUGGGCCAGCUGGACGGGACAACGCCGGUGUGUGAGGACAUUGGCAGACAUAUGCUAGACUACGGGCGCCGUAUCCCUCUGGCCGAAUGGGAUGCCCGGAUCAAUGAUGUCACCCCAAGGAUGGUGCGAGACGUCUGCUCCAAAUAUAUCUAUGACAAGUGUCCCGCUGUAGUUGCAGUCGGUCCAGUUGAGCAGCUGCCUGACUACAACAGGGUGCGCAGUGCCAUGUACUGGCUCCGAUUCUAACCCUGCAGCUCCAGCGUUAGUCUGCUCCUCACUGCGUCCCCUCAGACCACUCCCAGCACACCCUUUGUCACCCACCCUUCUCUGCUCUGUGUCAGUGCUUCCCAUCAUGCAAUGUAAUGGAGAAACUGUGUUCCCACAGUAUGCUGACUGUACGCUGUCCUUCUCCUCCCCCUUUUCCUUUCAUGCCUCGCUCUAUUCUUCUUUCUCCACUCCGAACACGUGUUUGGUGUUGGAAGUGCAUGUAGGCCUCUUUUCCUGUUUGUUUUGUUAGACUAUUUAUACCUGUUCUUUUUACCAGUGUUUAUUUUGGGGUCCACCUGAGCCCUGAGGUCUGACCACAGGUUUUUAGAAGGAGCUGUAGCUGAACAGGUUCACAGACAUUUCCACACUCUGUACAGGAAGUGCAUUUGGACUGUGCACACAGGUUCAUUCAGUACUGUAGGGGGGGAGGGCAUGGGGUAUUUACAGUCAUUAACACAACAGCAACAGUAAAUUAUUCUAAUGCACAGACUUUUAUUCAGAGGAGAAAGGGGAAGUAUUUAUGAAUUCAUGUAUACUUUUUUCUGUUGUCCAUUGUACAUAACAGCAACUCUGGUGCAUCCAGAUUCAAAUAAACAUGUAUUGAAGUA
Anguilla anguilla (European eel) is the source of this 2138-nucleotide messenger RNA. RefSeq names its product cytochrome b-c1 complex subunit 1, mitochondrial-like. Gene Ontology annotation, cellular component: mitochondrion. NCBI's taxonomy places the organism in Eukaryota, Metazoa, Chordata, Actinopteri, Anguilliformes, Anguillidae. Gene Ontology annotation, molecular function: metal ion binding. The record is from RefSeq and is a predicted model, not a curated record. Bases 73 to 1509 code for a protein of 478 amino acids. The transcript is spliced from 13 exons.